AGGUGCACGCGAGGGCUCACAUAUUGUGGGGGCAUUUGAUAGUUGUUGUGCCUUAGGGGCUCUCAUCCGUGUUAAGCUUAUCAAUUAUCAUAUUUUCAUAGAACCCAAAUCAUGAGCAACACUAUAGUAUGCCCUUCUGAUCAAUCAAUCAAACAUGGUCCAGAAAGUGAGUAUUCUGAUGAAGAAAGGAAGAAAAAGCUUGGUUCCGUGAAGAAGUUGGCAAUUAGUGCCUCAAAAAACUAUAGGAAUUCCUUGAAGAAGGGACGGCGACACAGCAGGGUGAUGUCGGUCUCUAUCGAGGAUGAACUUGAUGCAGAAGAGAUGAAGGCGGUCGACGCCUUUCGCCAAGUACUUGUUUUGGAAGAGCUCUUGCCCUCAAUGCAUGAUGAUCAUCACACAAUGCUAAGAUUCUUGAGAGCAAGAAAGUUUGAUGUGGAGAAAACAAAACAGAUGUGGGCAGAUAUGCUUAAAUGGAGGAAGGAAUUUGGAGCAGACACUAUCAUGGAGAACUUUGAAUUCAAAGAAAUAGAUGAUGUUCUGAAAUACUACCCACAAGGGCAUCAUGGAGUUGAUAAGGAUGGAAGACCUGUUUACAUUGAAAGAUUGGGUCAAGUUGAUUCUACAAAAUUGUUGCAAGUAACAACUAUCGACCGUUAUCUUAAGUACCAUGUAAAAGAGUUUGAGAGGACCUUCAGAAUUAAAAUGCCAGCGUGCUCUAUUGCUGCAAAAAAGCACAUUGACCAAAGCACAACAAUUUUGGAUGUGCAAGGAGUGGGACUCAAAAGUCUGAACAAAGCUGCAAGGGAUCUCAUUCAGCGUCUUCAGAAGAUUGAUGGUGACAAUUAUCCUGAGUCCCUGAACCGUAUGUUCAUCAUCAAUGCUGGACCAGGAUUUAGGCUCCUGUGGAAUACCGUUAAGACAUUCCUUGACCCCAAGACCACCUCAAAAAUCCAUGUGCUAGGUAACAAAUACCAGAGCAAAUUGCUUGAAAUCAUUGAUGCCAGUGAACUUCCAGAGUUCUUGGGUGGCACUUGUACUUGUGCUGAUAAAGGUGGUUGCAUGCGUUCUGACAAGGGACCAUGGAAUGAUCCAAUGAUCUUGCAGAUGGUACAAAAUGGCAAGGGCAGAUACAAUACAAGAACCUUAUCUGGGAUCAAUGAGAAACCACUUUCAGAAAAUGCGGUAACACAAGAGCAGGUACUGAAAAAAACAAUCUUAAAGGGAUUCAAAGAAUCUAUCUUAAAGGGAUGCCAAGAAGCUGUUCUUGUAGCUCCUACUGAACACGCUGCAUACUCAAAAAUAGUGGAAUCUGAAUACACUGCUUUUCCAGAAGCCUUAAAGCAAUACAGUGUGUAUAAGUAUGAAGACCUUGAUCCAUCUUUGAAGAAGUUAGUAGACACUAAUAAAUAUACACUUUCCACAGCUGAGAAAACUAAACUUACUAGUCAGUUAGUUGGUGGAUUAAUGGCCAUUUUCAUGAGUUUUAUAACAAUGGUCCGCUUCACGAGGAACAUGCCAAGGAAAAUCACAGAAGCAGCCCUAUAUGGUGGCGCAGUAUACUAUGAUGGUGCUAUGAUGAGAGCCCCCAAAGUCUCAAUUAACGAUCACAUGACCAUGAUGAAGCGCAUGGCUGAACUAGAAGAAAAAAUGAAUGCUCUCAGCAUAAGGCCAAUCAUGUCACCUGAAAAGGAGGAACUACUAAACAGUGCUGUAAGCAGAGUUAGUACUUUGGAACAAGAUUUAGCUGCAACCAAAAAGGCACUUGAUGAAGCCCUUGCUAAACAAAUUGAGCUCCAAUCCGAAAUAGACAAGAAAAGGAAGAAGAAAAAUAAGUUGAAGAAGUUGUUUUGCUACCGUGAGUGAGGUGAUGCCUUUUCUCUGAGAGCUCCAGAGCUUUAAAGUUAGAGGCUUCGUUACGUCAUAGGAUGUCUUCUUUGAUCAGUUUACUCCUUUACCAAUAUUUUCUCUUGAGCUUUAUACAUUACCUGACCAGCUCAAAUGUCUGUACAUUAUGAAGUGUGCCUAUUCCUUGACAGUUGUGUAUGUGUUGUAUAAAAAUAAUAAUAUAAAUAUAAAUAUAAACAAAA
This is a messenger RNA of Arachis ipaensis, 2087 nucleotides long. Lineage: Eukaryota; Viridiplantae; Streptophyta; Magnoliopsida; Fabales; Fabaceae. The record is from RefSeq and is a predicted model, not a curated record.